Molecule: messenger RNA, 1747 nt
Organism: Nylanderia fulva
Lineage: Eukaryota; Metazoa; Arthropoda; Insecta; Hymenoptera; Formicidae
Product: START domain-containing protein 10
Molecular function (GO): lipid binding
Source: RefSeq, a predicted model, not a curated record
UCUCUCCUUCAUCCAGACCUUUGGCGAUCUGUCUAUUAAUCUGUGUCUACACAUUCCGCGGCUUUUUCCGUACCGGCUGUUAAUGACAGUUCGACUGUCAACGUGCCGAAUGGCCUAAAACGGCAACGGUAGCCUCCGAAAGCGAAGUAUAUCCGCGGGCUGGUCUGAUGCCACGCGAUAACAAGUAUGCAGGUGUCGUUAUCGUUUAUUAUUUGUGAAGUCGCCGACAGUGAGAUUGUCCCGUUCGUAAAUUCCGUUCGAUCGAAUCGAUAUUUGAAGCGAACGUCGAGGAGAAGGAGGCCAGCGUUCACCGAAGACAGCAUGUUACUUGAAAUUCUUACGGACACCAGCUCGCUCGUCACCCGACGUUCCCGAUGUUGCCCGCAGGAUGUUUAACUUGUAGAUGCCGCUUAGAAUUAAUCUAUGAUCGCCGCAAUUUAUUGGCGAGACACGCUCGAGAGCGUUCGGUUGCCUCGAGUCUUUAUCACCUACGAUAACGAGCUUUUUCAACCGGACGCGUGAUAUGACUUGAUUAUCAUCGUCUCAUUUCCACGAAGCGAACGAACUGGGGAAACCGUGGAAGCAUAUGGAACACGAGAGAAUUGCUGUACGUCUUGAAUAUUCCUGUAAUCUCUCUGUAUUAUGCAAAAGUGUAGAGUUAUAGAGUUGUUAUAGACUGAAUAAGGGGGAAAAAUGAUAGUACUGCCUACCCAUCACUAAACUUGUAAUCAACAGCAGAUAUUGCUCUACAUUACAAUGGAUAUUGGCGUUGUCAAAAUUGCGGAAGAUAAAGAUUUUGAGAAAUUAAAGCAAUUGUACGAUGAUAAUAAUGACUGGAAAUUAGAUUAUAACAAACCUGAUUUAUCUGUUUGGACAAAAUCCGUCCGAGGAAUUAGUUUUAAAAUGGUGAAAAUCAGAACGCGUUUUCCUGAUGUUUUGCCAGAAACAUUAUAUGACGUUUUACAUGAUCCUGAAUAUAGGAAAGUAUGGGACACUCAUAUGAUUGAAUCAAAAGAUAUAGGGUUUUUUAAUCCAAAUAAUGACAUUGGUUAUUACUCCAUGACAUGCCCAUCUCCAUUAAAAAAUAGAGAUUUUAUCUUGCAACGAUCUUGGCUAGAUACUGGCAUAGAACAAUUGAUAUUGAAUCAUUCUGUUUAUCACAAAGAUUAUCCACCUAGAAAACACUUUGUACGAGCAACAUCUUACCUCACGGGCUACAUUGUAAGGCCUUCGCGCAAUGGAGAUGGUUCUGAGCUCGGUUAUGUAUCGCACACAGAUCCACAUGGUAAAUUGCCUGUGUGGUUGGUCAAUAAAAUUACGCAAAUAUUUGCUCCCAAAAUGGUAAAACGAUUACAUAAGGCCUCUGUGGGUUACCCCAGCUGGAAAGUACUUAAUAAUCCAAAUUACAAGCCAUGGCAUUAUCCUGAACAAAUAAUGGCACCUAGAAUACGUAUUGAAGAAUGCGUAAAAUCUGUAGAAGAAAAGAAUUCAAAGUAUAAUUAUGUAGAUGAGUCUGACAUAAGGGAAGGUUUAGUCAAGGAACAUACCAUGGUGGACAGCGAUUAAUGUAAUAACAAAAGAGAUGUAAGAAGGGUUUUUAGGUAAGUAAUUAGUGAAGACGGAAUAACGAAAAGCUCUAGAGCUACAGUAUUAUAACUAAAAUAUAACACAGAGACAAUUUGUACAAUUAUCAAAAGUUCGAUUUGCGUAUUUCUUAUAUAAUAAAUUCUAAUUAUAAUGUUAUACA